UCAAGUAUUUGAAUUAUGAAUUUAAUAGAAUUCAGCAGAAUAUUCAGUAUAGUAGAUAAUUUAAUAUAUUUCAUAAUUUUCUGUGCUAAUUCUUUCCUUUAUUUUCAGCCUGAAAAAAUUAGCACAAUUUUAAAGGCUGCAAAUGUAGAUGUUGAAUCGUAUUGGCCAGGUCUUUUUUCUCGAGCGUUGGAAGGAAUUGAUAUAAAGCAGCUGAUUACAAAUGUAGGAUCAGGAGUUGGUGCUGCACCAGCAGCUGCACCUGCAUCUGGUGGUGCUGCUCCAGAGGCAUCUGGAGGAGAAAAGAAAGAAGCUAAGAAGGAAGAAAAAGAAGAAUCUGAUCAAUCAGAUGAUGACAUGGGUUUUGGUCUUUUCGACUGAGGGACCAAGAUAUAUUUGUAUUUUGUACAAUAAAUCAGUCUUUUAAAA
Messenger RNA from Stegodyphus dumicola, 426 nucleotides. RefSeq names its product Ribosomal protein LP1 (gene RpLP1). Lineage: Eukaryota; Metazoa; Arthropoda; Arachnida; Araneae; Eresidae. The record is from RefSeq and is a predicted model, not a curated record. Gene Ontology annotation, biological process: translational elongation; cytoplasmic translation. Gene Ontology annotation, molecular function: structural constituent of ribosome; protein kinase activator activity; ribonucleoprotein complex binding. Gene Ontology annotation, cellular component: cytosolic large ribosomal subunit; ribosome.